Pomacea canaliculata is the source of this 3341-nucleotide messenger RNA. RefSeq lists its product as uncharacterized. Bases 154 to 1668 code for a protein of 504 amino acids. The transcript has 9 exons. Gene Ontology annotation, biological process: intracellular iron ion homeostasis; response to hormone. Gene Ontology annotation, molecular function: transcription coactivator activity. The record is from RefSeq and is a predicted model, not a curated record. NCBI's taxonomy places the organism in Eukaryota, Metazoa, Mollusca, Gastropoda, Architaenioglossa, Ampullariidae.
UGGAAGAAUACGAUUGGCUAGAAUCCCAAUAAAAUUCACUCCACUUUUAUUUUCCACUUCGCAGGUGGUGUGAGAGACAAACGUCUCGGAAUUUUUAACAUCUAGCGGUGUGAGGUUCUCAGUGGCCAAGUUUGGCAGGUGACAUAACCCUGUAUGAUGGAAGAAGUUAAAAAGCGUAUUGUGGAGCUGGAAGAAGCCAUCCAACACCUUGACUUUGUUAAACGUCAUCUUAACCAGAAUGCAUCUGAGAUCAAGUCUGAGAUCCACACCUCCAUCAGCCGUCACUUGGAGUCAAUGCGCAACCGUGAGGUGUGGUUGCUGGGCCAGGUGGACACCGUGGUGGGUGUGAAGGAAGAGGUGUUGCAUCGCCAGCAAGCACGUCUCAACAAGGCUUUGGGCAUCUUGCAUUCCAGCCUGGCUCAUGCCACUUUAUCUGACACAGAAACUGCCACACAACAUUUAACACAGGCACUGCAAGAGCUGGAAUCCCUGGAACUGAAGGCUGAAGAGACACCUCAUAUUGCUUUCCGUGCUAAUCAUGUAUCCUUGAGAGAAUCCAUCCUCAGCUAUGGUAGAGUUGACUCCAAGGGGCUGCCACUGCAGUCUGCAUUUGCUGAUGCUGACAAACCCUCCGCUUCCCUGCCACGCCAUCUGGAGGAAUAUGAGGAUACAGAGCACCAUGUUUUUUACAAGACACUUCAAGACACAAGGGCUGAAAAUGCUGCCAGUACUAGUAUCACUGUGUGCAUGCCAAAGUUUUCUACUCGGGUGGAAGAUUGGCUGCAGCGGCCUAUGCUUAAGCUGUCUCUAGGUGAAAGCGAGAUGCCUGUUGGACAUACAGCAGACAUCAGUGAAGUAGGUAAAGCUGGAUCACCUUCAGCAAGGACCACCUGCUCCAUCCAGAACUGGCUUUCUCAAAUAAAGCACAAUCCUGACUUGGAGGAGGAAGAUGAUUUUGAAAUAGUUGACCAUUCCAGUGGUCAAAGAGAUUCGUCAUUCCAAGAGACCCCUGAGGAGGAGGAAAAGCCCCUAGCAGAAGACUCUCAAUAUUUUAGCCAUAUCUCCCAUGACUUGUGCCAGUGGCUGCAUAAGGGAAGCAAGACCAGUCCUGAGGAAGAAGACCUGCAUGCUUUCUUCCGUCACAUUCCCCAGGACACUGGUAUGUGGCUGGCAAAAGCCUGUCGACAGCUUGAUAGUCUGGAAGAAUUAAAGACAGGCACAUGGUUUCGCCAUAUUCCAAAUGACAUUAACUCGUGGCUGCGCAGAGUGCAUGACAAGCGUACAAGCACAGCCCAACCUGUAGCGUCUAACAUUUUUGCUCACAUCUCCCAUGACAAGAAUGUCUGGCUACUUCAUAAAGAAGAGAUAGCAAAUGAGAUCCCAGAAAAAGCUGUCUCUGUACCAGAAGAAUUGGUUCCUGACCUUGAGAAAGACAUUUCCAAACCGUUGCCAACAGAUUCUGAAAUAUGGCUAAAUCAUGACAGCCGUUUUGCACCAAUCACAAGUGGAACACUUGGCCAGGCUGUUCUACCAGGGCUGCAGAAGUUUUGGAUAAAAAAUUUGAAAUUAACACCUGGCUCACUAAACCUGCAGAAGAGGUGCAGCAGCCAGUUAUUGAAAUGGCUGACUGGUUCCCUCAUAUCUCGCGAGAUGCAGGUGACUGGCUAAGUUCCGGACAUCUCCAAGACUCUGGUUCUGUCACCAGUCUCAGAGACUCUGGCUCUGUCACCAGUCUUAGAGACUCUGGCUCUGUCACCAAUCUGAGCUUCAAGGUUGCAAAGUGUACAGGAUAUCCACGUUUCCAGUUACGACUUGACACAAGCAGCUCUGCAGAAUAUCAAGCAAGCAUCACAUCUCCCAUUGACAGCCUUCUCCGCAGCCAAAGUCACAUGACUGACAGUGACUGGCUUUGUCCCUCAGGCCAAGAUAGAGGCAGUAAGCUACAAGGCUCAUGGUCAACAUCUUCCAACUGCAGCAGACCCUCUUCCAGCCAGUGGCUUUUUACCAGCACACAAGCACCACCUUGCAAUAUCAGCGAUUGGCUGUAUCAAAAACAUCUGUAAUGGUUUUUCCUCGUAGCUUAUUUGGGAAGAAACAAGCAAGAAAUAUCACUUGCCCAUCAAGAUAUCUGAUAUUUGAAACAUAUUAAGGUUGAAAAGAAAUACAUUUUUGCAGCUUUUUAAUUUUUUAUUUUAAAAGUUAUAGGUAAAUAUCUGCAAAAUUGUACAAAACUUUUAAGGUUUAUUAUUAGCACUGACCUAGUGAACACACGUUUUUUCAGUGUGUACCACAGUCUAACAAUAGAAACCUUACAGUUUGAAAAUAAUUCAUGUAUCUAAUAUGUUAAAGAACAUGCAUAAAAUUGUAAGUGUUGAAAUUGACCAUUAGAAGGAUUGUUCAUGGAUAUUUUUAUUUGGGGGGGAGGGGGAGGAGAGCCAAAACUAAUGUCCUGUCAAAGGAGUCUUCCAUUUAUGAGAUGUUUAUAGCAAAAGGACUAUUAACAGUGAAAGUGUGAAAACUUUUUUUCUGGCACCCUAAGAAUGAGUACAGGUGUUGAUGGAAAUAGUCAUCAGGUGUGUGAUAAAGACUUGAAGGCCAAGCUUGUUGUUGAAAGAAUGGUUCAGCCCGAGGGAAAGAGGUAAGAAGCACAGCAGUGCUGGUGCACCUCAUGGUCGUUCUUCACCAGUUGCUUCUAUCUGGGUUGAGAGGUACCCUUGCUGGCGGAGGGGAAGUCCCCAAUACAGUGAGAAUUAGCUGUGGGUUUAGAUCUUUUCUUUGGCAUGCUGUUUUUUCUCUGCUUGUGAGCAGGGCUGGCUGCUUUAUAUAUAUAUAUGCGUGUGAUAGAACCUUAGUUGUGGCUGGAUGUGAAACACCAAUCCUCCCACCCCUUUCUUCUGCCUGAUUGAAUCCAUUCUUUCCUGCUGAACAUUAAAACUUUGGGUCUUUAAACAGCUUCUGUUUUCUGGUAAAGUGCAAGGAUAAAAUCUCAAAGAUGUUUAUUUAAAAAAUGCUUGAAAUGCUUUUUGAACAUUUUAUAGCAAUUAAUCAUUGACAUGAAAAUGGUUCAAGCUGUGAAGUGCAUGCCUGUAAUGGUCAAAAUGAUAUUGUGCAAUUGGAAAUGACAGUAGUUUAUAGGAAAUAAUUGUACAUAGUCUCUUGACACAUUGGUGCCCUAUUGAUGAAUUAUUUUUUCUGGACAAAGUUGAUAAAUGGCAGUAAAAUAAGAUCAUGGGCUGCACAGGAGUAAAAAUAGGAACUAUCCUAAUUGUUUUUUUGAAAGUGUAUCAGGAUGUAUGUUCAUAAUAUCCCCUUUGAAAUAAAACAUUUUGAUUUUUGGAAAA